CCAUCUUUCUGUGCCACCAUAUUGGUACUCAUGAUGGUUUUGGCAGAUGCUCUAAAGAGUAUUAACAACGCUGCAAAGAGAGGCAAAUGCCAACUUAUUAGGCCAUUCUCCAAAAUCGUCAUCCGGUUUCUGACUGUGAUGAUGAAGCAUGGUUACAUUGGUUUAUUUGAAAUCACUGCUGAUCACAGAGCUGGGAAAAUGGUUGUGAACCUCACGAGCCGAUUAAACAAGUGUGGCGUGAUCAGCCCCAGAUUUCGUGUACAACUCAAAGAUCUAGAAAAAUGGCAGAAUAAUCUGCUCCCAUCCAGCCAAUUUGGUUUCAUGGGACCGACAACCUCAGCUGGCAUCAUGGACCAUGAAGGAGUAAGAUCAACGCACACAGGGGGAAAAGUCCUGAGAUUCUUUUACCUAGGGAUGGAAUAUAUACAUGCAAAUAAAAUGCUUCCAUUGGAAAAAAAAAAAAAAAAAAAAAAAAGAGCCAGUGCUAGAAAUGCAGCAAUUUCACAAAACGUCUAGACUUACUAACACUCUGUUGCUGUAGGGUCAUAACUAGCUGAAGGUCAGCAGUGGAGUUAGACCACUUACACAGGGGACAAAUACUGAUUUGUUUCUGAGAGAGAGAGAAAACCCACAAAGCUGUGAGAUCACGCCCUGAGCCUAA
Messenger RNA from Leopardus geoffroyi (Geoffroy's cat), 661 nucleotides. RefSeq names its product 40S ribosomal protein S15a-like. Gene Ontology annotation, molecular function: structural constituent of ribosome. Gene Ontology annotation, biological process: translation. The record is from RefSeq and is a predicted model, not a curated record. The coding region runs from base 31 to 516 and encodes 161 amino acids. Lineage: Eukaryota; Metazoa; Chordata; Mammalia; Carnivora; Felidae. The transcript has a single exon. Gene Ontology annotation, cellular component: cytosolic small ribosomal subunit; ribosome.